CUUCUCUUGACUUCAUCCCCUUGGUGAACUGGGAUUCUCUCCAUCACAGAAAAUGUCUUACUGCCCGCCCCAGGAUGGCUAUUAUGAUAUAUGCCCACGCCCAUGUAUUGACGUCCGCAACGAGCCGUGUGUCACAUCAUGUGGCGAUUCGAGUGCAGUGGUUUAUGCGCCACCAGUUGUUGUGAGAUUCCCAGGACCAACUCUCGCUACUUACCCUCAAGACAGCAUUGUGGGAACAACCUUACCAAAUUUCCCAUAUAUUUCUAGUGGAGGUUUCAGAGGCUCAAUUGGUUCUGGGGGUAGUUAUGGUGGUGUUUAUGGGGGAGGUUACAAUGGUGGUGGUUACGGGGGAGGUAACGGUGUUGUUUAUGGGGGAGGUUACAAUGGUGGUUAUGGGGGUGGAGCCGGGGGUGUUUAUGGGGGUGGAGCCGGGCGUGGUUAUGGGGGUGGUUAUGGAAGCUCAUAUGGUUAUGGGGGCUCAUGUGGUUAUAGCAGGAAGUCAUAUCGUAGCAUUGUGGGGGGAGGAUAUUCUGGGUCCGGCAUUGGAAAUUGUGGGCCAUGUUAAACCCAGAAGAAUGAUCCAUGGAAUGAGAAACAAUCAGGAAAUGACAAGAUAGAGAUUCACAGCUGAUCUAAUGGACAAUGAUGCCUACAACUCUACUUGCAGACUCUGGGUGUUCAUCACCUCUGUAAAUCAGGCCUAUCGGUCUCUUCCACUUGUUACUUAUUAGUGUAGGUUUGUGAUCCAAUGGUUUUGCAGCUUAGUCUUAUGCUCCUAUUGUGCUUUGCGCUACUUGAUGUUGAACUGGCUAAAACAAGUCACUUGGUUGAAAAAGGGACGUGAUUUUCAAAGUCAGCAGCUUCAAGACAGAAAGCAGAUCAUCUUGUGUGAAAAGCAUCACUUUGGAGCGGGUGACUGGUUCUUGCUCGUAUUGUAACCCUGAAAAUACAUUCUUUGUACUCUGCAUUAAUUCAUUCUGCAAGUGUGUGCUCCACGGCUCAUUCCCAUUAAAAAUUAUUCUGCAUCAUA
Messenger RNA from Chelonia mydas (Green sea turtle), 1030 nucleotides. RefSeq names its product scale keratin-like. The coding region runs from base 53 to 565 and encodes 170 amino acids. Gene Ontology annotation, cellular component: intermediate filament. Gene Ontology annotation, molecular function: structural constituent of cytoskeleton. NCBI's taxonomy places the organism in Eukaryota, Metazoa, Chordata, Testudines, Cheloniidae. The record is from RefSeq and is a predicted model, not a curated record. The transcript is spliced from 2 exons.